Anarrhichthys ocellatus (wolf-eel) is the source of this 3304-nucleotide messenger RNA. It is a transcript of the gene polr2c, whose product is annotated as RNA polymerase II subunit C. Gene Ontology annotation, molecular function: protein dimerization activity. NCBI's taxonomy places the organism in Eukaryota, Metazoa, Chordata, Actinopteri, Perciformes, Anarhichadidae. The coding region runs from base 1684 to 2511 and encodes 275 amino acids. The record is from RefSeq and is a predicted model, not a curated record. The transcript is spliced from 11 exons. Gene Ontology annotation, cellular component: RNA polymerase II, core complex. Gene Ontology annotation, biological process: transcription by RNA polymerase II.
AUACACACACACACACUCUAUUCCUGUCAUCUGACAUAUUUUAAAGGAACAGUGUAUAAGUUUUAGUGGCACCUAGUGAUUUGUGGCAGGUUGCAACCAACUAAAUACCCCUCUGCUCCCCCUCGCUUUCCAAGCGUGUCAGAGGACUAUGGUGGCCUACAGGUAGAGAGAGGUAUCUUUAGGAUUUACAACUAGGAGCUACUCUUAGCAAUGCUCUGUUCUUUUACCUGACUAAAUAAUUGUCUUUAAAAAGAUAUAUAGAAUUUUUAAAACAAAUGAAUUCAGAACUGAAUUUAUUUAUAGUUUUGAUAUAACUAAAUUCAAGCAACAGGUAUGUUUACAACAGCAAAUCCACUAAAUCAAGUAAUAAUAUCUCACUGGAAACAAAUGUAAAUACAAUAAAUGACAUUUCUGAGUGAAGUUUCUAAAUGAUAAUAAUCAACAAUGAAGAACACAUGUAUUUAGCACCGGGGCCUGUUUAAUACCAGGUUUCAGAACGCAUCACUACCUUCAGAUAACUAACCACGAAAGGCUCUCGGUAGAGCCAGUGUCCAUUCUGGGCUGCUGUAGAAAGAUGGCAGACUCCGUGGAAGACGACCUGCUCCGUAUGUAGAUUGUGUAAUGUAAGACCCUAUUGAGGCCUCUUUCAAAAGUGUACCACGUGAACUUUUCUGCACCACGCCCUUUCUGUUGUAGAUGAACUGGUACACCAAGCGGGCGGCGCUGACAGGCAUCUAUAACACCACGGAGCUGGUGAUGCUGCAGGACUCCUCUCCAGACUUCCAGGACACCUGGAACUUCCUUGACAACCGCAUUCAGGAUGUCGUCAACAUGGCUGCCACCGCCAAGCAGGCACAGGCGACUGGUGAAACAGUGGUGCAGGGGCUUAUGGGAGCUGCUGUUACACUGAAGAACCUCACGGGACUGAACCAGAGGCGAUGAUGGAAAACAUCUCUCACUCAAAAGUGUCAAAAGCUGAAGAUCAAUUUUCUUUCUGCUCUCAUUUCUGAUUAACUGUAAGAGUCUAAAAAUAUCGGGUUAUGGAUUGUGUUAAUAUUUGUCACGAGCCAUAGUGAUAAGCCUCUUUCUGUUCACCUGUAAGACCAGUGGCUUGACUUGUUUCAUAAUGAUCUGUAAUUUUUUGGAUGGAUCGAAACUUCAAUAAAGUUAUAGUUAUAUAUUGUGUAUUUAACCUAUGUGUUUGUUUUUUAAUUGUCUGGUUGAUAUGAAUUCAGUCAUCCAUUAUAUAGUUUGAUUUCAAUGCAGUUCAGAGUCACUAUUAUUUUUGACUCUGUGUCAAAAAAGAUACUGUGACCAAAAACAAAUAUUGCACCAAACUGCUGCAUUAUUACUGGGAUUUUUUUUUUUUUUUUUUUCCUACAAACAAAAAAUAAUAAAAAAUGUACUAUUAAAUUGUACGCCUCGGUAAGGCAUACUUCAUUUUACAGAAAAAUAAUUGAGCGCUUUUAUUUUGGAAAAAGACAUUCCAGGCACGGUGUGACCCGGAUAUUAAAUAAGGACCCGCCUAAUAUAUCAUCGUGACCAAUCAGCUUUGGUAUUUACAUCUCUUGGCCAAUCGGCGGGUAGUAAAUAGUUCCGUGAAGGCCUUCAACUCGAAGCAGCGGUAGUUGAGUGUGUGGACGAUAUAAUAACGUCAAUUUUAAGGGCUAUUUUACUUCAAUAAUGCCGUAUGCUAACCAACCGACCGUGAAAAUCACAGAAUUGACGGACGAGAAUGUCAAAUUCGUCAUUGAAAACACGGACUUGGCGGUUGCAAACUCUAUCCGCCGUGUCUUCAUGUCAGAAGUUGCCACUAUAGCGAUCGACUGGAUCCAGAUCGAUGCCAAUUCAUCAGUACUGCACGAUGAGUUCAUUGCACACAGAGUCGGUCUCAUACCUCUCACAAGUGAUGACAUCGUGGACAAAAUGCAGUAUUCUAGGGACUGUACCUGUGAUGAUUUUUGUCCAGAGUGUUCUGUUGAGUUGACGCUGGACGUACGAUGUACCGAGGACCAGACGCGUCAUGUCACCUCACGUGACCUUUUGUCCAACAACCCCAGAGUCAUCCCGGUGACUUCCAGAAGUCGAGACAAUGACCCCAAUGACUACGUUGAACAAGAUGACAUUAUACUGGUGAAGCUUCGUAAGGGUCAGGAGCUGCGGCUCAGGGCAUACGCCAAGAAGGGCUUCGGCAAGGAGCACGCCAAGUGGAACCCAACAGCGGGGGUCUCCUUCGAGUACGACCCAGAUAACGCACUGAGGCACACGGUCUUCCCACGACCCGAGGAGUGGCCAAAGAGUGAAUAUUCCGAGAUUGAGGAGGAUGAGGUUCAGGCUCCCUACGACCCCAAUGGAAAGCCUGAAAGGUUCUUUUACAACGUGGAGUCGUGCGGCUCGCUGCGACCAGAGACCAUCGUCAUGUCGGCGCUGGCCGUCCUCAAGAAGAAGCUCAGUGACCUGCAGAUUCAGCUGAGCCACGAGAUCCAGAGCGACGUGCUCACCAUCAACUAAGGGCCACGCCCUAACAGAACCGGACCUGCAUUUGUUCUGAUUCAGCACUGCUCGGGUCACACACGCAUUGUUUCUGGAAUUAGAUGGAGCCUCCCCUGGAUACAGGCCUUGGAUCUGUAUGCGUUUGUGAGCAAAAGAUAAUGUUUCAUUAUUUGAAAUGGACAAUCAUUAUUUCGAUAUACAUCCAUGUACAAAAUAUCAGAUUUCAGCACCAGCAUUAAUUUCAACUCAAGCUGUGUGUGUGUUAAAGCAUCCAAUGCAAGGUCAGUGUGUCUCACAAUGAUACAGGAUUGGUUUAGUUGUUGGUGUACUUACACUAUUAGACUACUAUUUUGUUAAAUGUUACGUUUUAAAUAAAUCUGUCCUGAGGAACUUUGUAAUAUGUUAUUUAGUGUUUCUUUAUUGUAAUUUGUCAGUGGGUUUUGUUUUUGGUACAAAUGUUCAACCAUCUGGAAAAACACAAAAGAAAAUGAAGACAAGAGAAACCAAGUAAUGUAAUGUUUUAAUUGAUUUGCAAAAGAGAAAGCUACAUGUAUUUAUUGGUCGGGAAUCUUAAUUUUAUUUAUAUAGUACAGGGGUCGGCAACGUGCGGCUCGCGACCUGCAUGCAGCUCUUCAGCCCCUCUGUUGCGGCUCCCCGAGUCUACAUCAGGGGUCCCCAACUGGCGGACCGGAUCCGGACCCAGGACCUAAAUCCGAUAGAUAAUUCAGAAUUAUACUUAUUAUGCACUGAGUUUAUACUUUAACCGGCGCCUCUUAUUCAGCCGUUACGGCACUUGUUCGGCGAUGCAGGA